CUUCUCACGGAACAAGUUAGCAUUCCGACAAACGAAGUCAAACAUCCCGUGAAGGGAGGCAGAACUUGCUUAAUUUGAUUCCCUCAUCACCCCAUCUCAAUCUCAAUCAUGAGCGGCCAACAACCUAGAUAUCAUAUGGUUCCCGGAGCAGAAGCAGGUAGUCAAAGGGCAGGCUUGCCAGCUCAACAACGUGUCACAUCUCCUUUAUCAUCAAGCAGUCACAAUCAUAGCAGUGAAUCAGCUCGUAAUCGUGCUAGACAAUCCACCGAAGAUGGCGGUCAAGAUUUAGGACCUUAUGCCCACAUUCGUAAAGGUAGCGCAAAAGGAAUGAGCAACUUUACACAUCAAUAUAGAUCCACUCCUCCAAACGUUCCUGCCGUUGUUGCUGCCGCUCCGGUCGGAUAUGGUCAACGUGGCUAUAAUGGCAAUAAUGGAUCUCCAGGACCACAAUUGACAAGCACAGACGCAUCAAUAUCCGAUCGAAGUGCUUCAACAAAGAAACGCGAUAAAAAAUUCAUUUGCUUUUCAGGCCGUGGUAUUUUAAAUGUAUUGGUAUUGGUGAUUCUUAUUACCGGAUUACUCACCUUGUUCGCCGGAUAUCCAAUCAUUUCUCAUUUUACCGGUAAAAAAGAAUCUACCCUUGGUGCAUACAAUCUCGGUGGCACAAACGGAACCGGUCAAGUCCCAAUCAUCGUUUCGCAGAUCCAUCUGAAAGAUCCAGAUACCCCACAAAGUGCGCAAACAUGGACAAGCCCUGUGACAAACAAUCCGUACCAUCUCGUCUUCUCUGACGAAUUCAAUACACCAGGUCGUACUUUCUGGCCAAACGAUGAUCCUUUCUGGGAAGCGCAAAAUAUUUGGUACGGUGCAACAGGUGAUUAUGAAUGGUACACGCCUGAACAAAUUAAUACGACAAACGGUCACUUGCUCAUCACUUUGACGGAUGAACCUAUUCAUAAUUUGAAUUUCCGUUCUGGAAUGUUGCAAUCUUGGAACAAAUUUUGCUUCCAAGGAGGUUAUAUUGAAUUCUCUGCCAUUCUUCCCGGAAGUCAAACUCAAGUCGGUUGGUGGCCAGGUCUUUGGUUGAUGGGCAACCUCGCCAGACCGGGUUAUUUGGGCACAACAGAUGGAAUGUGGCCUUACUCUUACGAUUCUUGCGAUUCAGGUAUUUUGAAAAAUCAAACUUCUCCAACUAGCAAAGGUUACAAUCAGGUAUCAGGGUACGACAAGAACAACAAAAUCGGCUUGAAUUGGCUUAGUGGUCAACGUACACCAGCAUGUACAUGUGAGGGAUAUGAUCAUCCAGGACCGAACAACAAUGUAGGCAGAAGUGCACCCGAAUUAGAUAUCUUGGAAGCACAAAUCAAAAAUCAAGAUCAAGGUGAAGCAUCUCAAUCUCUUCAAGUUGCACCAUUUGAUAUGCAAUAUGAUUGGGAUGAGAGUCUAGCUACAAUUUACAACAACUCUCAAACCACAUUCAACACAUACAAUGGUGGUGUUUACCAAGAAGCAGGUUCAGCUCUAUCUAAUAUUCCAGCAAAAGCAUAUACUUUAACAGGCAAUACGUUUACAAAAUUCGGUGUUGAUUACACACCUGAUUGGGAUGGAAACGGAAAAGGUUCGGUUACGUGGUAUGUUGAUGGACAGGCAACCUGGACGGUUACAGGUGCUUCUUUCCCUGCACGUCCAGAUAUCGAUAUCAGUCAACGAUUGAUUCCUGUCGAACCAAUGACGAUCAUUAUGAACUUGGGUAUCUCUCGUGGUUUCCAAGCCGAUUUAGAUUUCACAACGCUUACUUAUCCUGCCACAAUGAAGAUCGAUUACGUUCGUGUUUAUCAACCUAAUUCGUAUUCUAAAGAUUUGGUCUCUUGCGAUCCACCAGAUCAUCCAACGAGCCAAUAUAUCAGCGAUAAUAUGGAAGUUUAUACGAACCCCAACUAUACAACAUGGCCAAAGACUGUUCCAAAGAACAAGCUGACGGGCUGUUAG
Messenger RNA from Meira miltonrushii, 1989 nucleotides. Its product is annotated as concanavalin A-like lectin/glucanase. Lineage: Eukaryota; Fungi; Basidiomycota; Exobasidiomycetes; Exobasidiales; Brachybasidiaceae. The transcript is spliced from 2 exons. The record is from RefSeq and is a predicted model, not a curated record. Gene Ontology annotation, biological process: (1->6)-beta-D-glucan biosynthetic process; fungal-type cell wall organization. Gene Ontology annotation, molecular function: glucosidase activity. Bases 109 to 1989 code for a protein of 626 amino acids. Gene Ontology annotation, cellular component: plasma membrane; endoplasmic reticulum membrane.